ACAGAAGAGCUUUCACUCAAAUCCAGUCAACAGAAAUCCAGCUGAAAGUCAAACCAAAAUCGCCCCCAAUUCUCAAACCCUAGCGCCACCGCAAUGCAGCCGGACUCCGAUCUCCCUCCCCUCGCCGCCAUCAAGGUCCGCUCCUCCUCCCCCCGCUUCCCUCCCCCGACCACCCCCCUCUCCACCGAAACCCCCACCGCCAACGCCCAGCGCAAGAUCGGCAUCGCCGUCGACCUCAGCGACGAGUCCGCCUUCGCCGUCAAGUGGGCGGUCAGCCACUACAUCCGCCCCGGCGACGCCGUCAUCCUCGUCCACGUCCGCCCCACCUCCGUCCUCUACGGCGCCGACUGGGGCUCCGUCGACCUCUCCAUCGUCGACGCCGACAACGAGGAGUCGCAGCGCAAGCUCGAGGACGAUUUCGACACCUUCACCACCACCAAAGCCUCCGAUCUCUCGCAGCCGCUCGUCGACGCGCAGAUCCCCUUCAAAAUCCACAUUGUGAAGGAUCACGACAUGAAGGAGCGCCUCUGCUUGGAGGUGGAGCGCCUAGGGCUUUCCGCCUUGAUCAUGGGGAGCAGGGGAUUUGGGGCUACGAAGAGGGGGAGCGAUGGGAGGCUCGGGAGCGUGAGCGAUUACUGCGUGAGGCACUGCGUCUGUCCUGUUGUUGUUGUGAGAUAUCCUGAUGAGAAGGAUAAUGCUGAAGGGGCUGUUGUUUCCGUGGCGUCUGCGGCCGAGGAUGAGGAUGAGCCUGAGUAUCAUGAUGCGUCUGAUGGUAGAAAAGGUUUGCCCUCUCGUCAAUGUUAGAUUCCUAAUUACAACCUUGCUUCAAAGCUCUAUUUCAUGGACACCGCACAAUAGAAGGCAUCUUCGUGAGCAGUAUUUCGUUCCAUCGUUGUUACUGCAUCCCAUCCUUAUGUAACAUUUUCACUUGUAUCCUAACGGUAUCUUAUGUGCUGAGUGUGCGAAACCAUGUCAUUGUCUUUUGUAAUAUGUAAAUCACUGUUAGUUUCUGUAUACCUCAAGAUUUCUUCUCCUUUCCUUUGUACUAUCAGUUUGAAUGAUAUGAGCUACAUUUGGUUAA
Molecule: messenger RNA, 1081 nt
Organism: Salvia hispanica
Lineage: Eukaryota; Viridiplantae; Streptophyta; Magnoliopsida; Lamiales; Lamiaceae
Product: universal stress protein PHOS34-like
Source: RefSeq, a predicted model, not a curated record